UAUUUUGAUCGUCGUGAUGAUGGCUUCAUCCGGUCUCUGCUACUGCCCUCUUGACAAGAUGUACAACACUGGUAACUGUAGUUAUCGGUUUUAUUGUAUAGGCACAAUCCGAGAUAUAGCUCUACCAGAACAUUGUCAGGGCUCCACCAAUUACCAUGUUAAAGUAGAAGUGUAUCUCUCCGAAGCUGUUAUUGAGAUCAAUAAUAAUAUGGAUACAAGGUUUUUGUAUUCAAUUACAAACUUUAGGGCAUCCGGUGUAUGGCCAAAUACUAGCCUUCCACUUUUACAAUAUAUGCCGCAGCUGCAAACACUUCAUCUUGUUGGUAAUCAAAUAGAAAAGAUUAAUGACGAUCCGUUCUAUACUCUCAGUCAACUGCAAAAACUCGAUUUGUCUCACAAUCGCUUAACUGAUAUCGAAGGUCUUUUUGAAUUCGAAAUAUUACCAAACAGGAUGAAGCAUCUUAAUCUAGCACACAAUGCUAUUCAACAAAUACCUUACGGGGCGUUUGAAGAUUUAACAUCAUUGAUAGAAUUAGAUCUUUCCCAUAAUAGUAUAUCAAAUUUAGACGAAAACUCUUUUGACAAUUUGACAAACUUGGAAACUUUGCGUUUAAAUAAUAACAAUAUAAAACAUCAAAUUGGUGCUUUAAAUGCUUUGGUUAAUUUAACAAAUUUAUAUUUGAAUGGAAACGAGAUAGAAAAUAUUGAUGACGAUUCUUUAGAACUAUUAAAACAUUUGGUAAUUUUCGAUAUCUCACGGAAUAAACUAGAUAUUCUAACACCGGAAAUGUUUUUGAGACAUUGGCAACACUUCGUAGAGCAUUCUAUUUGUGAAAUUAUACUUUCUGAAAAUCAGUUAAAACAUUUGCCUAACGCAACUUCUGUAGAGCUAAUGGAUCGAUUUACUAGACAUGAUCAUCAUAAAAAGAAAAUCGAUGUUCUGACUAAAUUAGAUUUGUCCAUGAAUUCUAUAUCAACUAUUGAGUUUAACGCAUUCCAAUAUUUAGUUCGUUUGAUAUCUCUAAAUUUGUCAUAUAAUAAACUAACGAUUUUUCGAAUUAACGCAGAUGAGCUAACUUACAUUGAAUAUUUAAAUUUGAGUAAUAAUUACAUUACACAACUAAAUUACGAAUGUUUUCUAUCAAUGAACAAAUUACAAAAUUUAGAUUUGUCAUAUAAUUACAUAGAUUAUAUCCCUGAUCUUAUUUUUGUCAAUAAUUAUCAUUUGAAGCACAUUAAUAUGACAUUCAACGGGUUAAAAGUAUUACAAAAUUUUCACAUAAAGAUAUUUCAUUCUGAAGGAGGUAUUUUUGAUUUAUCAAAUAAUGCUAUUUCGAUAUUAAACUUGGCGCUAGGAGAAGGUACGGGUUUAAACAAGUUGAUAUUAAACUCCAAUAAUAUAUCAGAUACUACUAAUAUAGACUUAAAGCACCAAGUUGAUCUUAAGUACAUUGACAUGAGCAAAAAUUAUAUACAGUAUCUAAAUUCAUCAUCAUUAUGCUUACCUAUUAACAUUACUUAUUUGGAUCUCAGUUUCAAUGAAAUUAGUAAAAUAGCUCCUGCAACAUUUAACAAAUUUAAACAACUGAAAGUUUUACGACUGUCUCAUAACGUCUUAAAUGGGAUUCAGUAUGGAAUGUUUCAAGGCCUGGAAGGUCUUCAAAAUUUAAACAUAUCUUACAAUGACAUAGUAUAUUUGGAUUCGAAAGUUUUUGUGGAUUUGAAAUCUCUUUAUAUUCUGUCUAUUGAAUAUAAUAGUAUGAUGUUAUUAGACUAUAAAUGUUGGACUAGUCACAAAUACGAGUUAAAAGUUUACAUAGAUGGCAACAAAUUUACUUGUGAGUGGUUGGGAACAGCUUUGAAUGAUUAUAAUAAUAAUUUCUCCAUGAUGAGACCUCGCGUGCUAAAUGCAGCAAUGAGUGAACCUUCUUUGGAAGGCAUACCAUGUGUACAAAGUGAAAUAGGAGAGAUAGUACAGUUGAGUCCAACGUCUGGUGUAUUGUCUGACUCUGACCGUUUGUUGGCAAUAAAUAUAAAAAUUUUGGAGGCAAUCAAGAAUCAGACAUACGUUUUGAGAAAGUUUAUGUGGCAUUCCUUAUAUGCAGGAUCUAAGAAUAUUUGAGCAUCUAUUAUUUAAAUAUUAUGUUUAAUUUGUUUUGUUUUUACAUAUUUUCUUUUAUUUUAUUAGGUUUACACUAACAUAAUUAUUUUGUGUUGGUUUACCUUGUUGACUUAUUACACGUAGUAAUUAAUUUUCAUAUUUAUGCCAAAUAAGAAUUGAAAAAACAUUUUAUGUGGUUAGUUUUAUUGUCACGGUUAAUUUAGUUUUAUAUUACUUAUUUAGUACUGACUGCCAUUAUCUUACAUUUCUAAGUUUUAUUUUGCAUGUAGUGGUGUUAUAAUCAAUAGUUAAUAAUGUUAUCGGUAUAUGUUUCUAAUUAGAUUCUAAAAGUUAGGGAUUCUAUUCCGAAAUUACAGCUCUAAACAUCUGAAUCAGAAUGACACUUUAGCGAAUAUUGCUUUGCUGUAUCAGACUGAGAUGUUAUAGAAUUUAUAAGAUUAGUAUAAAUUAUAUUGCUUAUGUCUAUACGACGAAUAGCAAUACUUUGCAAUCUUCUCAUUUAUUUGUAGUCAAAUCCAGUGUAAUUACAAUUAUAAUAAUUUAUAAUACGACUAUUUACAAUAGCAUAUUACUAUUUUUUAAUAAUCGUAUUAUAUAAUUUGGUAUAUUUACUCAUGUUUUUUUAAUUAUAUAGAAAAAAAUAUUCUGCUAAUUGAGUAUUGUGUGUAGUGACAUUUAUGUUUAGUUUAAUAUUGUAUAAUUAUAAAGGAUCUUAACUGUAUCUGUUGUAAGUAAAUUCAUAGAUAUUAAGUAUAUUUGGAAUGAAAAUAUUCCAAUUGCUUGUGUACUAUUAAAAUAGUAUAAUCUUUGCUACUUAUGAAAUUGGAAUAUUUUAUCCAGGACAAUUAUAACAAUGACAGUCUGUGUCACUUGUCGUGCUCGUCAUGCGGUUGAAAUGUGAUCAUUAG
Achroia grisella is the source of this 3030-nucleotide messenger RNA. Its product is annotated as toll-like receptor 3. The record is from RefSeq and is a predicted model, not a curated record. Gene Ontology annotation, molecular function: protein binding. NCBI's taxonomy places the organism in Eukaryota, Metazoa, Arthropoda, Insecta, Lepidoptera, Pyralidae. Bases 17 to 2122 code for a protein of 701 amino acids. The transcript has a single exon.